AUGGAGAAGAAAGAGUUUUGGAUGAACUUGAGAGACGAUGACUUAACCGAAGAAACAAAGACUCUAAUCUCUUCCAUUCCUUCAGAGAAACAUGACUACCUCGGUCGAAACCUCUGCAAAUACCAAGGUUCUUGGUAUUACUUCAACUUUCUCCAAGGUGUCCUCAAUUUCCAGAGAGGUUUUCAGCCCGAAGACACUGAUAUCAUCAUCGCAUCCUUCCCCAAAUGCGGUACCUUAUGGCUCAAGGCACUCACUGUGGCGCUCUUCGAGAGAUCAAUGAACCGUUCUUCUGAUGAUCUUAUGAGCCCACAUCAUCAUCAUCCUCUUUUCUCCAACAAUCCUCAUAACCUCGUACCGGUUCUUGAGAUGAAUCUGUAUCGCAACACCCAAAAACCAGACUUGACCAAGCUCUCAUCGUCGACAUCUCCAAGGUUGUUCUCUACUCACAUGCCCUUCCAUACGCUGCAAGAAGCUCUCAAAGACUCUCCUUGCAAGGUAGUGUACAUUUGCAGGGAUGCUAAGGAUUCUCUGGUGUCACGUUGGCAUAUCAUUUGCAGGUGUCUGAACAAAGAAGAGGACAGAAACAUUCUUGAGUCCAUGUUUGAGUCAUUUUGCAGUGGAGUUUGCUUGUUUGGUCCUUUUUGGGAUCAUAUCCUGAGUUAUUGGAAAGCUAGCUUGGAAAACCCAAAGCAUGUUCUGUUUAUAAGGUACGAUGAAGUGAAAACAGAUCCUCAUGGUCAGCUUAAGAAACUUGCUGAGUUCUUGGGUUGUCCUUUUUCUGAGGAUGAAGAAAAAAAUGGAUCUAUGGAUGAGAUCUUGGAAAUGUGCUCUCUGCCUAACCUGAGCAGUUUAGAGGUCAACCAGACCGGAAAAUCGAUCAAUGGCAUUGAUUACAAGAACCAUUUUCGCAAAGGGAUAGUGGGUGAUUGGAAGAAUCAUCUAACUCCGGAAAUGGGGAUCAAAAUUGACAUGAUAAUGGAGGAGAAACUCAAAGAUUCCGGUUUGAAGUUCUGA
Messenger RNA from Arabis nemorensis, 1014 nucleotides. The record is from the annotation of a GenBank genome assembly. NCBI's taxonomy places the organism in Eukaryota, Viridiplantae, Streptophyta, Magnoliopsida, Brassicales, Brassicaceae.